CUGGGCCUCCCAGGACGGAGCAGGAAGCUUCCUGCCUGAGAGAUGACUAAUGCCUCGGGGCUUCUGGGGACGGUCAGCGCCCCCCUGGAGUUGACAACCUGGCCUCCGCCCAGCCCCCCACUGACUGUUCCUGCUGAGCCACAGAUGGACCGUGUGGGAAAUGGCUCCCAGGGGGCACCCCAACUCUUCCUCACCACCUCGCUGGCCCACGGUAUCUCGGGCAUCUUUGUGUGGAGCGCCCUGCUGCUCACCUGCCACCAGAUCUACCUGCACCUGCGCUCCUAUACAGUCCCCAACGAGCAGCGCUACAUCAUCCGCCUCCUCUUCAUUGUGCCCAUCUAUGCCUUCGACUCCUGGCUCAGCCUGCUCCUCCUAGGGAACCACCAGCACUACAUCUACUUCGAUUCUGUGCGUGACUGCUAUGAAGCCUUUGUCAUUUACAGCUUCCUGAGCCUCUGUUUCCAGUACCUGGGGGGCGAGAGUGCCAUCAUGGCUGAGAUUCGGGGAAAACCCAUCCGGUCCAGCUGCUUCUACGGCACCUGCUGCCUGGGGGGCAUGUCCUACUCUAUCGGGUUCCUGCGCUUCUGCAAGCAGGCCACACUGCAGUUCUGCGUUGUGAAGCCCAUCAUGGCCGUGAUUACCAUCAUCCUGCAGGCAUUUGACAAAUACCACGAUGGGGAUUUCAACAUCCACAGCGGCUACCUCUACGUCACGCUCAUCUAUAACGUGUCUGUCAGCCUGGCCCUCUAUGCCCUGUUCCUGUUUUACUUCGCCACCAAAGAGCUCCUGCGGCCCUUUGAACCUGUCCUCAAGUUCCUCACCAUCAAAGCAGUCAUCUUCCUCUCUUUCUGGCAGGGGAUGCUACUGGCCAUCCUGGAGAGGUGUGGGGUCAUCCCUGAGGUCCAGGUCGUCGAUGGAACCAAAGUGGGCGCCGGCACACUGGCAGCUGGCUAUCAGAACUUCAUCAUCUGCAUCGAGAUGCUCUUUGCCGCCAUUGCUCUGCGCUACGCCUUCACCUGCCAGGUGUACUCAGAGAAAAAGGAGAACUUGCCAGCACCUCCGGCGCCCAUGCAGAGCAUAUCCAGUGGCCUCAAGGAAACCAUGAGCCCACAGGACAUUGUGCAGGAUGCCAUCCACAACUUCUCACCCGCCUACCAGCACUACACACAGCAGGCCACGCAUGAGGCCCCAGGACGCAGCCAAGGAGGGCACCCUUCACCCAGCGCCUACCCCAGUGCUGUGGGUGGCUCUGGUGGGGGCAGGAAGAGUCGCAAACUCGAGAAGAGGAUGCUGAUCCCCUCGGAGGAACUGUAGAGGGGCCAUGAGGUCACCUAAUGGGACAUGCAGACCAAGCCUGAGGGAAAGGACAGGGUCCCUGGCCCACCAGCCCUCUUGCCAAAGGUCAAGCAUCUCCCAGGAGCCCUCUUGCAGAUCUGUGGAGCCCACUGCCCAUCCUACUGCCCACUGGCGGAAAGGGGCUGAGAGACUCUGCUGGAUGUCCAGGGGCCACCGAGUGGGUCUGCAGUCCUAGGAGAGAGCACCUGAGCGUAUCUGGGGUACCAGGGACCCUCUGGAUCCACUUGGCAAUCAGGUCCCUGGAUGGACAAGUUUCAGAUUGGUCAGCUGCAGAAAGAACGAAUGUGUGGAGGGGAAGCACUGGAGAGAUGAGCACAUCGGUGGGUGGGGGCCACACUACUGGAGGUGAACUGACUGGACAGGGUCUUGCUGUGGCCCUCCUGGGUCUGUGAGAGGAAGGCUUAGGUUGCUCCACAGCUCCCAAACAGCCUACCAGACCCCCAACCUCAGAGUUCCCCCACCCACAAGGCAGGUCUGAGAAGCCCCUGGGGGCUAUUUUCAGGGAAUGGAGCUUAUUUAUACACAAACACCCUGAGUUCCUAGUGGUUCUUUGGCUUCUGUUCUUGCAGGGUUAGUGCAGUGAGGUGACAAGCGAGGCUACUGAGGUAGGUCAGGGUAUGGGAGGCUCCCAAUCCACCCCAGCAGCAUGGGGCAAAGCAUGCUGGUUAAAACCAAAUGCACUGCCUGCUCACAGGGAUCCCAGCUCACCUGCCCUUGAGACUUCUGCCUCCAUAGAACAGGCCCCCUGCCAGCCUCGCCAGCAGUACAUGACGAGGCUGGCCAAGGCUGGGAGU
Messenger RNA from Condylura cristata (star-nosed mole), 2150 nucleotides. It is a transcript of the gene TMEM184A, whose product is annotated as transmembrane protein 184A. The record is from RefSeq and is a predicted model, not a curated record. Lineage: Eukaryota; Metazoa; Chordata; Mammalia; Eulipotyphla; Talpidae. Gene Ontology annotation, molecular function: transporter activity. Gene Ontology annotation, biological process: transport. The coding region runs from base 43 to 1314 and encodes 423 amino acids. Gene Ontology annotation, cellular component: early endosome membrane. The transcript has 9 exons.